AUGGGAGUUUAUGUAGGAGACAAGGUGCCUCACAACAAAUUACUAUUGAAAAGGUUUAAUAACUGGAAGAAUGAAUCACUCGAUGUACUAAAAUUGGAUAUUAGUAUAACUGCGUUGACGCCAAGGCAGCAAUAUGUCCUAAGGCACCCUUCUCGUGAUGAAGAUAGCGCAGCAGAUGGGUCACACCUGUUUGUAAUACAGCGUGGCCUGCACUCACGUAAUCCCAAUUCAAAAAUUCCAAUUUUGGAAAAGGAUAUCAAGAUAUCCCUUUUGGUGUCUCCUUCACUAACAAAAGCUAUCCUUCUUUAUUUCUCCUAUCCUCCGCAAAUUUUGUCACCAAAGAGAAAGAGAGCGAAGGAGUGGUGGUCUGUCCCGGUAUCGGCGAAUAAUCGUCCGGGAAAUUGUGUUUUGACCCAUUCCAAUUCACCACUUCCAUCACAACAAUCAGCCCAAAUCAUGCAGCAGUUGAUGCCAGACAAUGACAUCGUCUCAUUAAAUGUGUCAAACGCAAACCAUUAUUUUGACCUCGUUCAAAAUAAGAAUUUAUCUGAUGGCAUGUUCCCGGAUAAUUCCACAAAUUCCUCUCUGAAAACCGCUUGGGGUGACAAAACUUCUCUUCAAAUUCACCCCCCUCACAUUCGUUCACCAAAUCCUUAUUCGUCGAGUCACAUUACUCUCUUUGAUCCCUCGAACUCGAAAUCACUCGCCAAUCCGAUUAUCCCAUCAACCCUAAACUUGGAAGAUUUAAGCUACGCUAUCAACGAUACCUCCCACCGAAUUUCCCCUCACGCCAACAUACAAACGAACCAUCUUUCCGUCAAUGCCUCUCCGACAAUAUCCGAUCCCCAAUCCUUAUGUCUCAGCGACAAUGGUACGUGCGUUAGCGAAUGUUACACUUCGCCUCAUAUUUCGGACAAGAAAAGAGGUUAUGAGUCCGAGAGUGCAACAGCGGAUUCUCGCAAGCAGCGUAAAUUGCACAGUGUUCACCAGGAACUUGCUAAUUUGUUCAACGAAUCCUUCUUUCCGAUGUGCGACGUACCGCACCUCGAAGUCCCCGAUCCCUCACCUGGCAUUUCCCUAAAAUUGGAUCGUACAGAAUUCUUCAGGCACAUGAACAGGAGACUAGAUUACAUGGCCUUGUCCAUAAAACGAUCUCUUCGAUAUCCGUACGACUACGAUGACCUCUCCAAUUGGAGAAAGUUAUAUAAAUUGUUCAAAGGAGAAUGCCUGCAAGUUAAAAAUCUGUUGGACGCCUCAGAAUUUAGGUCCAUGGGUUCAUUGAAAUCCGCGAGAGGACAUCAGUUCACCCAGGAAGAUGUCGAUAAGGAUUUGCUUAAUUUGAUACCAGGACACGCGAUCCUGCAAAAUCCUCAUCCGCUAAAGGUCAAGAAAGAUGGCAACGAGGGAUUCAGGUCGAUCACGCUCUUGCUGAGGUCUUCCGCUGGCGAAAGUUUUCACGAGGAGUUAAGAGUGAGAACCGUUCUCGAAAUGGUGUACCCAGAUUAUUUCCAGAAAGACACCUUGGAGAUGCUAAGUCGUUUCAAGUGCCUGACACAAAAUGCACCGGACUACCCGAUACAAAUGUGGCAAAUUGAAGCCCUAAACACCGGAAUCGAUACCUCGAACAUCGGCGUGCCACAAUUCUUCAUUUUGUCAAGACUAUUAAAAGCGAGAAUUCAUGUUGUUCACCCGGAUCCAAAGAAUCCCUACUUUAAAGAACCGGUGCCGGGCGAUAAGAUUACCAUAAAUUCUAGAAUUUUUCAUUUGCUUUUAUACAACCCGCAAACGUUCGGUGACAAUUCACAUGCGCUUCUUGAUAAUUAUGGCGUUGCGCCUCUUGUUGAACCCGAUGAAAUUUUCCGAAUACCAGACGUCGGGAGGAUCACCGGUGAU
Molecule: messenger RNA, 1893 nt
Organism: Acaulospora colombiana
Lineage: Eukaryota; Fungi; Glomeromycota; Glomeromycetes; Diversisporales; Acaulosporaceae
Source: the annotation of a GenBank genome assembly